Hemiscyllium ocellatum (epaulette shark) is the source of this 1371-nucleotide messenger RNA. RefSeq names its product phenylalanine hydroxylase (gene pah). Bases 1 to 1344 code for a protein of 447 amino acids. The transcript is spliced from 14 exons. Gene Ontology annotation, biological process: L-tyrosine biosynthetic process; L-phenylalanine catabolic process. Lineage: Eukaryota; Metazoa; Chordata; Chondrichthyes; Orectolobiformes; Hemiscylliidae. The record is from RefSeq and is a predicted model, not a curated record. Gene Ontology annotation, molecular function: iron ion binding; phenylalanine 4-monooxygenase activity.
AUGGAUGCUGCUUUUCAGAGGAAGAAUGCUGAAACUGGACUGCAGCAGUCAAUAUACAUUGAGGAAAAGUCUACCAUUGGUGAUGAAGUGACUCUCAUUUUCUCGUUAAAGGAAGAAGUUGGUGCUUUGGCCAAAGCCUUGAGACUGUUUGAGGAAAAGGGUGUGAAUCUCACUCACAUUGAAUCCAGGCCUUCCCGCAUCAAAAAGGGACAGUACGAGUUCUUCAUCGACCUGGACUGUAAAGAUAUCACUAGCCUUGAGGAGAUCCUUGACAGCUUGCAACAAGAAAUCAGUGGCACUAUUCAUGAAUUAUCACGGGACAAGAAAAAGGACACAGUACCAUGGUUUCCUCGGACAAUUCAAGAUUUGGACAGAUUUGCCAACCAGAUCCUAUCCUAUGGGUCAGAACUUGAUGCUGAUCAUCCUGGUUUUACAGAUGCUGUGUAUCGAGCUCGUAGGAAGGAGUUUGCAGACAUUGCGUAUAAUUAUCGACAUGGCAAUGUGAUUCCCAGAGUGGAGUACACAGAGGAUGAGAUAAGAACCUGGAGUAUUGUCUAUCGAGAGCUGAAGACCCUCUACCCCACUCAUGCAUGUCGUGAACAUAAUCGUGUCUUUCCACUGCUGGAACAGUACUGUGGCUAUCGGGAGGAUAAUAUUCCCCAACUUGAGGAUGUCUCCAAGUUCUUACAGUCUUGCACAGGCUUCCGUCUGCGCCCAGUGGCUGGCCUCUUGUCUUCCCGGGAUUUCCUGGCAGGUCUGGCAUUCCGUGUCUUUCAUUCUACACAGUACAUCCGACACGGAUUGAGACCGAUGUACACGCCAGAACCGGACGUGUGUCAUGAAUUGCUGGGGCAUGUGCCCCUCUUUGCUGAUCCAAAAUUUGCCCAAUUUUCACAGGAAAUAGGACUUGCAUCUCUGGGUGCUCCAGAUGAAUAUGUUGAGAAGCUUGCUACGGUUUAUUGGUUCACAGUGGAGUUCGGUCUCUGUAAGCAGAAUAGCGAGAUUAAGGCAUAUGGCGCAGGGCUACUGUCAUCCUUUGGAGAGCUGCAGUAUUGUCUAACAAAUGAACCAGAACUGCGUCCCUUUGACCCAGUAAAGACAGUUGAUCAGAAAUAUCCAAUCACUAAAUUCCAACCAAUCUACUUUGUUGCUGAAUCGUUCGAAGAUGCAAAGGAGAAAGUGAGGAAAUUUGCUGAAACAAUCCCUCGACCCUUCUCUGUCCGUUAUAACUCUUACACCCAAACUAUUGAAGUUCUGGACAACAUUGAACAGCUAAAGAACCUGGUUGACAACAUCAGCAGUGAAAUGGGAACUCUCUACCAUGCUCUCAGGAAACUUCAGUGAAAAUGGCAAAUCAUAAUUACUUCCUGU